Messenger RNA from Funneliformis caledonium, 924 nucleotides. NCBI's taxonomy places the organism in Eukaryota, Fungi, Glomeromycota, Glomeromycetes, Glomerales, Glomeraceae. The record is from the annotation of a GenBank genome assembly.
AUGUGUCAGUAUAAUGAAAACGAUGAUGAAAAAUAUAAAUAUGUUUAUGAUGAAGAUUGCUUAGAAUAUUUUACGCCUGAAGAAAAGUACAUUCCAAAAGUUAAAGGUCAUGACGAUAACUCUUCUAAAGUAAAUGAUGAGAACGUAAAAACGGAGUCAUACGUUCCUGGUACAACCUAUCAAGAGCUCUCCAUCGCGGAUGAUCAAGUUUCGUCAGACCAAUCAAACGAUCAUCAUCCAGGAUUCUUUCAAAAGACUUCAACAAAAGUUCUUUUUGGUAUUGCCAUAAUAUUGCCUAAUCCUAAAAUUAAAAUUAAACGUCACAAAAAAGGCGGUAAAACUUUUUCUGAUACGUCGUCAUCCAUAUUCCUUGAAGAUCCAACACUCAAUAUAACUACAACCCCACAAAGGGAAAUAAAUAUUAUGAGUCAAUAUAUUUCUUCAACAGGAACUACCACACCCACGCAAGAAAAAUUAGAAAAAGUGAGUGACUAUUUAACUGCACAGGGUGUGGAUACAACAACUCCUUCUCAGAACAUCCUAGAAGGCACGUCGGAACCUCAAUGGGAAUCUGAACCACAUCAAAGUCCGACACAACAAGGUGCUACCAGUCCUCGUGGAAGAGCUAGUUCCUUAGAGCCUAUUGGAAGAGUUCCUUCACACUCUCAAUCGGGUCGAUCUUCUUCUGAAUCAAAUCGAAGAAUUUCAUCACCUUCACAUGAACCACCAACAGAUUAUCGUAUAAGUCAUGAGAACUUACCGCCGGUUAUACAACAACCACAUGACUAUUUUCCCAUAGGCCGCGUAACAAUUGAAAAUCCGCUUGAACAAGGUUCACAACCACCCGAUACUACCGGACCUAUGAUGCCUCCUACUCCUCUUUCUAGACAUUCUCGACGUGGACGUUCUCGAGGAGCUCACUAG